Sycon ciliatum is the source of this 3929-nucleotide messenger RNA. RefSeq lists its product as uncharacterized. The coding region runs from base 149 to 3451 and encodes 1100 amino acids. The record is from RefSeq and is a predicted model, not a curated record. NCBI's taxonomy places the organism in Eukaryota, Metazoa, Porifera, Calcarea, Leucosolenida, Sycettidae. Gene Ontology annotation, biological process: monoatomic ion transport. Gene Ontology annotation, molecular function: signaling receptor activity; ligand-gated monoatomic ion channel activity. Gene Ontology annotation, cellular component: plasma membrane. The transcript has 11 exons.
CCGGUAUUGGAGAGACUUUCGUUGAGGUUUGUGCCCCCAGGAAGACAGUCGCCAAUGGCAUAGUUUAUGGGUGUCUUCUUCAUUGUCUUGUGUAAAAGACGUUGAGUAUGCCGGAUUCAGUUGAAUUGGAAGUGAUGCUCUUGAAAUUAUGGCCCUGAUCCGCGCUAUUCCUGUCCUCCUUUCGAUCGCCACCAUCACUGUUUUGUUAUCCUUGGUUCCAAGCGUGAAUACCGAGGCACGGGCAUCUAAUCAGCUUCCUAUUGAAGCCGUAGCUUGGCAUCCAAGAGUUCACUUGCAAUCAUCAGAAGAUAGCUAUCAAUAUCUGUGUGAGCUCUGUAAUAAUGGAACUCGUGUUGUUGUCCUGUCACCGGGAGAAGAAGGUGUGAAUCUGGACGACCAUUCUGCAGACACUGGCGAUAUUGUGCUUGUGAGAUCACUGGCACCUAACACAACCCUCUUCCAUCUUCUCUCUACGUUUGACUCAACAACCUGGUAUAAUAACAAAGCUAGCAUUGGUCAAGCACUCUCAUCUACCUUGACCAGUAAUGUAAUCGCAUCCUUUCUGAACCUCUACCCCAAUCAUAAUGUCAUUGUUGUUGGUGCCAAAUGCACAGUCUGUCCCUCACAACUCUUCAAUAAACACAUAUCAUUAUGGGUGAACAGUGCCGAUCAGCUCCUAGAGGCGUCUCUGGAAAAUCGGGCAACUGUUCUGCUGAUGAUUGGCCAGAAUGUUGCCUCUGCAACUCAAGUUGCCUUUCUGCAACAGGUUCAACAGCUGCUACCCCUGUUCAUAUCACAAGUAAACGUGAUCGUGGCAAGCCUCCCUAUUUCUAUCGACACACAUGCUUCCAAUUCCGAAAAUCUCAUAAUGGAUAGUCUCUCUGUUGCUCUCAAGGGCCUUCCGGCCACUGAUUCUCGCUGCCACUGUGAUGGAAACUCUUCCCAAGAAUGGAUUGCAGCACAGGCAAUGCUGAAAAAGGCACUCAAGAAGACGGCCAAAGACGUAUACCCUGUGUUGCUAACAACACAUCAAGUACGAAACUGGCUGAAUGGUUUCUCUGCUGACGUUAUACACACUUCAUACGGCCAAAUAUCACAGAUUGGAACUUGGGAUGGCACAUCUGCUGCUAUCAGCUGGUUGCCAUUGUAUCGUCAACAUGCAGGUCAUGCGGCCAAGGCUCUUCUUCUAGAUCAAGUUGAAUAUGCAGCUGAAGACUGGAGCCGGGAGCAAGGGGAAUCACAUGUACGCAGCAGAAGAGCGACUACGCAGCAAUCACCCUGUCCAGCUGCUCGCAUAACCACCCUGAAAGGCGCCAAUCUGAAUGUAGUUACCAUUGUGGAAGAACCAUUCUUACUCAACUCGUCUAUUGACAACAAGUAUUCACUGAAAGGAUUUUCCAAAGAUCUUCUUGAUGCUCUGGCCAGCCAACUGGGAUUCAACUACACACUACGUCUUGUUAGAGAUGGUCAAUACGGAGCUAAAUCACCUGGUGGCAACUGGUCUGGGCUAGUAGGCGAGAUUGUGAAUUGUGAAGCUGAUUUUGUUUCCGCUCCACUCACAAUUUCCGUCGGACGAUCCAGAGUAGUUGACUUCUCACUGCCUUUCUUGCAGCUUGGCCUCCAGGUUGCCAUUAGGAAAAGUUAUCCUGGCGAGCCUUCGUUCUUUCAGUUCCUCGACCCGCUGUCUGCUACCGUGUGGGGUUUGGUGGUGGUUGCCGGCAUUCUUGCCAGUAUGAGUAUGGCACUGGUCAAUGCCUGGAGUCCGUACAGUUAUAGAAAUGCCCGUGCUUUGAGGAACGAACCGCCAAUUUUCAAAUGCGACUGUGCAAUCGAUGAGUUUACGUUUUACAACUCGCUGUGGUUCAUGGUGGGUAGCUUUGCCCAGCAGGGUGCCGACAAACAGCCCCUGUCACCUAGUGGUCGAAUAGUGGGCAUGACCUGGUACUUAUUUGGACUGGUCGUUAUCAACACAUACAUUGCUAACCUUGCUGCUUUCUUGACCACCAAUAACCGCAAUUUGCCAAUCAAUGACAUCACGUCAUUACCACUACAGGACACGUUACAAUACGGUACCGUGCUCAACAGUCAACCGGAGUCGUUUUUCAAGACCACUCAAAUUACGGCCUACAAAAGAGUCUGGGAGGGUAUCAAUACCAACCGGGCACAGCUUGUGCUCACUGCUAAAGAGGGUAUUGACAUGGUGCGCUCGUCAAACUAUGCAUUUAUCUGGGAUUCACCGUCCCUAAGGUAUGCCGGACAGAGGCUGCCUUGCGACUUGGAGGUGCGUGGAAAUCCAUUCGAUCUGCGCGGCUACGGAUUUGCCAUGCCCCUUGGGUCAGCAUUUCAAGAGGAAGUGUCUAAAGCUGUGCUUCUGAUGCAAGAGAACGGCCUGAUUCACAGACUGCAGGAGAAAUGGUGGGAUGACCGCACACAGUGCAGUGAUCUUUCUGGGACGUCUUCAGGAGGUGGCUCAGAGGUUAUCACACUCCGGCAUGUGUUUGGGUUGAUGAUGGUCAUGGCUGCAGGAAUUCUUGUGUCGCUGCUCAUCUUGCUGGCUGAGGUACUUUACUACAGCUGGAAGCAAUCUCGAAAAGGAGCGGAUUCUAUCCGUGAUACCGUUGGACGGUGGUCCAAUACCAGAUUCAAGCCACCAACACUGACACUACCGCUUUCCAGCAAGAACAACUUUGUUGCUACGAUGACAAGACGCAGCAUGUUCUCUCGACGUGGAUUUGGCGAUUCUAACUUCCCGGCAACACCACCGCCUGCGCAUCCCAUGUCACGCCUGAAUGAGGGUAAUGCCAAACACAUAAUGCCAAGUGGUUUGCUCAGCCCAAUACAGGAUGCCAAGUCCCUGAAUAGUAGUAAUGUCACACAAACUCGCAGUGAGUCUUACAUUAAGACCAGCCAGCUCCAGCAAUUGGCCAUGGGGGCUUUGACAAACCCUGCAGCGCAGUCAAAAAGUACCAGUAAACGCAAGAAAGUGCUGCGGUCCAAGAGAGGACAGCGAAGUACUCACCAUCCUAUGCACAGCUCAUCCAUGAAGAAGGACGUCCCAAUACCUCAAAAUUGUAUGAAUGUAGUAAGGGACACAGAGAUCAGCAGUAAUGAUUCUCUCCCCCGGCUGGUGAAAGCUGAUGUGGAUAUGGGAGUAGUUGAGCCAUCGCCACCCUACUCUCAAGGUCCUGAGUUGCGAGAGAGACGUUCUAUGAAGGCUCGAGAUAGCCAUGCCUCAGACCGGUGCAGCCUACUAGUGGAUAUGUUUGAUUCUGACGAGGCUUCAGAACAAUUUUCAACAGAGAAGCAGGGCCCAUCCAUCUUUGAUCAGCUUCCCAGAAAUCUGUCUUCCGUCAGCGUUCCAACUCGCGCUACAAGCCUAAGGACCAAAUCACUUUUUGUUCAAACAGGAGCUGACUCCAUUUUUCCCACAGUAUCAAAAGCAUCUCUUUGAUGUCGGUGCUGCUCUAUGCUAUGAUUCCUUCCUUCCUGUCUUGUCUAGCUGCUAAGUUUUAUCUUUUGUAGUUGUUGGCCAAAGUUUCUGUCCAUUGUAAGUUGUGACCAUCAGUUUUUCCUAUUAUUAUACUCUCAUAUAGUUUUUAGCAGCUUCUCCGCUUUGGCGUCAGCGGCAGGUUAUAGUCCACAACACGUAGUCGCUACCGAAGCGAGAUACAGAUAUGUAGCCAUCCUUUUUUGCUGCUCAAUUUCUCUCUCGCCGCUUAAAAGUCGGCCAUGCUGCACUUUUGUACCAGCUCCUGCUGUUUCUACAGCGCUGGCCGGCGAAGUUUGCGUUAUACGUCAUCAUGAUUUUUAUCACGAUCCAAUUAUAAAAUUCUCAUCAUUUGUUCAAAUACAGUCGACUCCUGAUAUAACGAACACACAGGAGAAUUAGUUUUUUAUAGCCGAAGUUCGUUAUAACAGAAAUGCACUCA